AAUCCUUUCUUUCGCCGCAAGCAUCCGUACGACACUAGGGUUUAAGAAUCCCAUUAUUCCCAUCCCUUAAAAAAGCUUAAACCCUGGCUGCUGGAACUCACAAUUACGAGUUUACGACAGUCACUCACACACCCGCCGAGAGAAACAAUGGCUUUGCGCUCUGGAUCGCUGUCAAGGUCUCUGCUUUCCACCGUCAGAUCGACCCAAAUCCGACGCUCCUCCUCCUCCUCCGCAUCAUCAUCAUCAUCCCUCCGCGGCCUCAUCCGCCCUCCGGCCCCGCCUCGUACGCUCCGCCGCCCCCUCUUCACCACUCCUAGGGCUAUGGUUGGAGAGUUUGCGUGCGUUCAAUCGCUGACGCCGAUGCACAACGCUCUCGCCGCCGCUCGCCUCACUUCUCACAUUUCCGUCAACGCGCGCGCUUUCUGCGAGUUGUCUCAGGGUACUUGAAUGGACUGUUUGCUCAGCACAUCAGGUGCUAUGUCAUAUGGGUUUAGAAGUACGUCCUGUUGGGAACUCCACAAGCUUCUUGUCUUGAAGGAGGGUGUGGGGAGUAAUUUUAGAGUGUUAUUUAAUUUAGUUAAAAACAGGUUUUAUUUCAAAAAUUGUCAUGUUCUUCCUAAAAACUCACGAAGAGUUUCUGCUUUUCAUUUUCGAACUCAUGAGUUCUUGCUCGACUUUCUGGAUAUCUUAUUGAACUUUUAACAUUAGCUACUAUUUGCUUUUUGACUUUA
Messenger RNA from Alnus glutinosa, 731 nucleotides. RefSeq names its product protein NONRESPONDING TO OXYLIPINS 2, mitochondrial-like. The record is from RefSeq and is a predicted model, not a curated record. Bases 148 to 447 code for a protein of 99 amino acids. The transcript is spliced from 3 exons. Lineage: Eukaryota; Viridiplantae; Streptophyta; Magnoliopsida; Fagales; Betulaceae.